Messenger RNA from Armigeres subalbatus, 532 nucleotides. RefSeq lists its product as uncharacterized. The coding region runs from base 32 to 430 and encodes 132 amino acids. The transcript is spliced from 2 exons. The record is from RefSeq and is a predicted model, not a curated record. NCBI's taxonomy places the organism in Eukaryota, Metazoa, Arthropoda, Insecta, Diptera, Culicidae.
CUUCGUUCCCUGUUUCCCAACUACUUCAACUAUGAAGUGCCUCCAGUUAACAUUUUUCACUUUGUGCAUCAUAGUGAAAGCUCAUCUGUCCGAAAGUUUUCCACAAUGUUGCCCGGCGAUGUGCUGCUCGUGUGGUUGCGGUUCCAUGCAACGGUCAUCCGACGAGCCAGCCGACCCAGCUAUCAAUGACGGACAGCAAUCGGCGGAAGACCUCCAGCGUAGCCCACUUCCUAAGAAAAGCCACUACAAGGUCGAUCGUGGUAAGGAAACGCCAUGGGACAAAACUAGAACGGUAAUCAACGGGGCCGAGGCUGUGCUGGAUGUUGUCAAUUUCAUAAAGGAAAAUGUACCUAUGUUCAAGAAAAAACAAGAAACAAAGGCUCCUGAGUUGGGCACUAAUUCAACGACAUCGAUAUCUGGGCGGAAUUGAAUGCUUUCUACGAUAUAAAAAAACUCUUAUUUCGAAUAAUUGUGUUAAUUUGGUGAAAUAUAAAAUAAAAUUGACUUAUAGACUAUUCAGAUCAUUAGCAUU